Oncorhynchus nerka (sockeye salmon) is the source of this 1049-nucleotide messenger RNA. Its product is annotated as rap guanine nucleotide exchange factor 5-like. The transcript is spliced from 4 exons. Gene Ontology annotation, cellular component: plasma membrane. Gene Ontology annotation, biological process: Ras protein signal transduction; positive regulation of GTPase activity. NCBI's taxonomy places the organism in Eukaryota, Metazoa, Chordata, Actinopteri, Salmoniformes, Salmonidae. The record is from RefSeq and is a predicted model, not a curated record. The coding region runs from base 573 to 1034 and encodes 153 amino acids. Gene Ontology annotation, molecular function: guanyl-nucleotide exchange factor activity.
CACUGACUGACUACAGUAGAACAGAACCAACUCUACACUGACUGACUACAGUAGAACAGAACCAACCCUACACUGACUGACUACAGUAGAACAGAACCAACCCUACACUGACUGACUACAGUAGAACAGAACCAACCCUACACUGACUGACUACAGUAGAACAGAACCAACUCUACACUGACUGACUACAGUAGAACGGAAGCAACCCUACACUGACUGACUACAGUAGAACAGAACCAACCCUACACUGACUGACUCAUGUAGAACAGAACCAACCCUACACUGACUGACUACAGUAGAACAGAACCAACCCUACACUGACUGACUACAGUAGAACAGAACCAACUCUACACUGACUGACUACUGUAGAACAGAACCAACCCGCCACUGGGACACUUAUCUACCCCAGAUAGCAGGUGUCACGCUGGCUGACAUAUUUCUAAUGGCUGUGCUGUGUGUGAUGCUUCCUCUCUCCAGAGAAACUGCUCCUGAAGCCUCAGGACAGGCUCUACUCUGAUUCGCUGACAGCAGUGGGGAGGCUGCACGUGUGCAGAAAGGACCUGAGUGAAGUCAUGAGCCCGUUCACAGACAACGCAGAGCUACAACAGAGGUCAGCUCGCAUGCUGAGUAUGAACACAUGGGACGUGGCUGUCACCCUUACAAACUUUGACUGGAGUGUCUUCAACUCAAUACAUGAGCAAGAGCUGGUGUACUUCACGUUCAGCCGUCAUGCCAGCAGUGGCCACACGGUGGCGCUGGAGCUGCUGCUGCAGCGCUGCAAUGAGGUACAGCUGUGGGUGAUGACAGAAGUCCUGAUGUGUCCUACGCUCUGCAACAGAGUCCAGCUCAUCAAGAAGUUCAUCAAAAUCGCUGCCCACUGUAAAGCCCAGAGGAACCUCAACUCUUUCUUUGCCAUCGUUAUGGGUCUGAACACCGCAGCAGUUAGCCGCCUCAGUCAGACCUGGGAGGUCAGUGUUUGUCUGCUUCUGUAUGUGACUAUUUGUGAUGGGAUGUCUUUUAAGCUUUUCAGAUAAACUGGUCUUGAUUGU